Molecule: messenger RNA, 1290 nt
Organism: Argiope bruennichi
Lineage: Eukaryota; Metazoa; Arthropoda; Arachnida; Araneae; Araneidae
Product: nose resistant to fluoxetine protein 6-like
Exons: 10
Coding region: 1-1275 (424 amino acids)
Molecular function (GO): acyltransferase activity, transferring groups other than amino-acyl groups
Source: RefSeq, a predicted model, not a curated record
AUGUCGUCCUCGUCAUCUGACCGCGGUUUAAAAUCACGAGGCUCGCCCCAAUACAGCCCUAUUGUUGCUUUAAAACAGGAUGUUAAUUUAAAGAAUUCAAUAUUUCUGAUGCAAGUAAAAUUCCAUCUAGAAAAUUUGGAAGAUCAAGGCGACUUCCUGAGAAAACGGUUUCCGAAAGUUGUCACUAGAGGAGAUUAUCUGAAUGAUGCCUUUUUCACUCUAGGAGGACUUUUAAAUGCUUUCAGUUUCGCUCAAGACUAUAAAAAGAAGAGAGGAAAUAUAUUAUGGGUUCGUUUCUACAUGAAGAGAAUAAUAAGAGUUAUCCCACUGUAUAUGAUCGUAUUAGGUUUCUACGCAACUUUGUUCCCUUACUUUGGUUCCGGUCCUCUAUGGCCAACGUACGCAACCCAUCCACUUUGCAAAAAGAAUUGGUGGUGGAAUUUGCUUUUCAUCAAUAAUUUCCUUACAGCACGAAAUCAGUGCAUGAUAUGGACAUGGUAUCUCGCAAAUGACAUCCAGUUUUACUGUAUAGUUCCGCUCUUGAUGAUACUGUUAUCCAAAUGGCCGAAACUUGGAUACAUUUUGGCAGGUGCCUGCAUAGGUGGAUCUUGUCUAUCCGUUUUUUGGGUAACGAAAACUCUUAAUUUAACGAUUGAUUUAUUCAGGAUUGCAUUUCAUCUUUCUGACAUGCCAGGAUUUAUUGAUCGAAGUUUCGAAACUUUUAAUUAUCUGACUGAGAAGCCUUACACAAGAACGAGUUCUUACUUAGUUGGUAUCCUGCUAGGACAUUAUUUAAGCAAUAGAAAAAUUGGCAACUUCACUGAAAGAAAUUCGAUACUUUUGUGCUGCGGGUGGAUUAUUACAGCUCUUUUCACUAGGAUCUGCUUCUCUUCCUUUGGCAACGAAGAGGAAUUGCUCGUAACAUUUGCUGUCUAUAAUGGGAUAAGGCAUUUAUUGUUUGCAGCUGGACUGUCAUGGAUCAUUUUUGCAUGCUCUACCGGACAAGCAGCAUUCAUCAACAGUUGUCUUUCAUGGCACGGCUUCGUCAUUUUAUCCCGCUUAUCCUAUUGCGCAUAUUUACUCAACUUCUUUGUAGUGGAAUACUAUUUCUUCAGGUUAACACAAGUUCUGGAGUUUUCUGUUGCGUAUAUGGUAACCGUAACUGCUUACGUGUUCUUUUGGACAUUUAUUGCUUCAUUCAUGGUGUCAGUUGUCAUUGAAAUUCCUGUAUCAAGAUUAUAUUCAAUGCUUACCAGUAAACAGAAAAGUGAAUAAAAUGUUCAAAUUAGU